GGACAGUUAAAAAAUGACAGCGCGACUGAUGAAUGGUCACACAUUUUAGAAAUAAUCGUGUGACCUUAUGUCAUUUUGUAUAAAAUAGCGUAAAAUGAUCAAAUAAUAUUAAAUGGAAUCUUGUCAGCUUCGAAUAUGCUAUCGCGACUAAUCCGUCAGAUUUUGUUUGUUCUCGUGCAUUUUGUUGUUAACGUACUUGUUGCAGUUCAAAAUGUUUAUCACCGGUUAUGGGUUAGAAGAUGUAAGGUUCUUGAUGAUGAGGUGACGAAAAAUGAUGUUAUUAUGAUAAUGGACAACGUACCUAAAAUGAAGAAAAGUUUGAAGCAUUUAGUAGUGCUUGUCGACACGAAUCAUCAUUCUAUGAGUGAUUUAGCGCGUUUGGUGAUUUGGAGUCUAAUAACAGGAAUACCUUACGUCAGUUUCCACGAUAUCACCGGUGACUUGAAACAAAAUGAAGAAAAACUAUUUCUGGCUAUUGAAAAAAAGAAGAAAGGUAUACCAGGUUGCAUAAAAUGGUCAAACAAACCAGACUUAAAUGGCUACACUUACGGAAUGAAUGCAAAUAAUGUAUUUAUUAAUAUAUUUAGUUAUAAGGAUGGAAGGCCACAAAUAGUUGAGUGUGUAAGACAGAUAGCUAAAGGGUGUAUUAAUUGUGAAAAGAAAACAAAUGAAUUUACAACUGAAGAGUUUGGAAAGGUGUUAACUCAAAUGUACAAUAAUAUUCCUGACCCAGAUCUUGUUUUGUAUACCGGACCUCAUUGUUGCACUUAUGGUCUGUUGCCAUGGCAAAUAAGACUUACAGAGUUCAUUCAACUCUCCCUAGAGCAUAGUGUAGAUAUUUCUAGCUAUAUAGGUGCAUUAUAUAAAUAUAAUAAAUGUGAUCAAAGAUUUGGUAAGUAGCUAAUUCUAUAUCACCCAUGUAUAAGGCAGGCCUAAUUGUAAGUUGUAAUUUAUUGAAAAACUAAAUGAAUUUGUCAUAGUAUUUUGCUACUGCUUUUAAAUUGAACACCAUUAAUUAUUUCGUGAUAUAUUAGAAAUGUAUGACAAUGUAAAUAUUUACGUUAUUCUAAAUUAAUGAGUGUUUCUUAAACAAUGUACCUGUAUGAAUUGGUACGGUAUAUUGAUUUUAUUGUUCACUUUAAUGAAAAUUGUAAGGAUUUUAUUUUAGUUAAAUUCCGUAAUAAUUGUUUGAAAUGACUAAAAGACUGCAUCAUGGAUUUUGUUUCUGAUAUAUACAAGAGUCAGAUCAAUUAUCUAAUAAUUAUGAUAAAAUAAAGAAAUCACAAAAAAAUAGAACCAUAUUAAGUAAAUGCGUACUUUACGUUUUUUUUUUUUGGUGGCUUCACUUUUCGAAUGUCGAGUGUUUAUGUUACAAAUUUACAUUGAUAAUAAGAACAAGCUAAAAAACCAGUAAUAAAGCCAUGUUAACUUUAUUGAUUUUUGUUGAUAUAUAUAUAUUUUUUUACAUUGACUUCUAAGCAACUUGCUUGAAGUCUGAUCAGUAACUAGAGAUGAUUUAAGCCACUAUUA
This is a messenger RNA of Papilio xuthus (Asian swallowtail), 1530 nucleotides long. It is a transcript of the gene Tango14, whose product is annotated as transport and golgi organization 14. Bases 136 to 900 code for a protein of 254 amino acids. NCBI's taxonomy places the organism in Eukaryota, Metazoa, Arthropoda, Insecta, Lepidoptera, Papilionidae. The record is from RefSeq and is a predicted model, not a curated record. Gene Ontology annotation, molecular function: ditrans,polycis-polyprenyl diphosphate synthase [(2E,6E)-farnesyl diphosphate specific] activity. The transcript has 2 exons. Gene Ontology annotation, cellular component: endoplasmic reticulum membrane; dehydrodolichyl diphosphate synthase complex.